UCGCAAACAUUCAUCCCUACGACUUUUCCUUAAUCUACCUCCUCGUCGACAAAACACCCAUUUCCAUUCCUCCAGACACCGUACUGCGCGCUCCCAUAUCCUCGACCCAACUCGAUGACUUCCACGCCGCACAUCCCGCACCUCUUCCACAACCCGCUCAACAACAACAAGGACAGUAACAAACGGCACAGCAACCACAGCAACCACGUCCUUACCCAGCAUCCACACAUUGCACAACCCAACCAUCGCACCUCCUCCCCCUUCUCAUCCACCCAACGCCCAACAACCCAAACCCCACCCCCACCUUACUCACCUUACAACCCGCAUCCCCCUCCCGUUCUCGGAGCAACAGCACCCGAGAACCAACCUCGAAACAAGGGACGACUGGACAGGACAAAAGACGCACUGAGGCGCACGUUCGUAUUGCUCAAGGCGCGGCCUGAGCGGGCGGAGAUAUCGGGUUUGUCUUCCUCUUCGCGGCCGGGUUCAGAUAUUUGAUGGCGCAGUUUUGGGAGUGGGUGGCAGGGUGCGUGGAGAGGUUGGAGGCCUUGUUUGGAGGUUACAUGGGGGGAAGAGGGAAAGUAAAGGGAAUGGUGGUGUAUGCGUGUGUUGUGGGUGCAAUUUGGUUUGCCCUCCUGCUCAUAUGGAGUAGAAGGAGGAAAGCUGAGGAUUCGCAUACCAAACAGUUCCCGUCCGAGGACAAAAUAGGCUCAUCAAAAUCGGGAGGCUUUAACGCUGAGCAGGAAAAAAGGAAACGUGGGGGGACUGAAGAAGUAAAAGCGUUGGCAAAGAGAAGCGGGACCGGAAGUAUGGAGAGGGGAGAACUGGGAAAGGAAUGGGAUGGAGAUGAUGAUGGACCGGAUGUGAAAGAUACUUGUGUGUUGCAGUGAUUAACUGAUCGUUUGAGAUAUUCUUCUGAAUCUAAAUGGUUGUCUGUAUUUCUCGGCUUGCGUUUUGAUACUGAAGUCUCUCUCAC
Messenger RNA from Westerdykella ornata, 976 nucleotides. RefSeq lists its product as uncharacterized. NCBI's taxonomy places the organism in Eukaryota, Fungi, Ascomycota, Dothideomycetes, Pleosporales, Sporormiaceae. Bases 115 to 498 code for a protein of 127 amino acids. The transcript has a single exon. The record is from RefSeq and is a predicted model, not a curated record.